GCACCUGUCUGCGCACACUGGCUGCAGGGGGGGAAGCGCUGGACGCCUUUGGGAGAGGCUCCCACCCCGCACCGCUGCUUGCCCGGGGCAUCGUCCUGCAGACGGGUCCGACAAGGGACAGGAUGCGCUAGGACCAGCCCUGCCCAGCCGGAGGCCCGAUGCUGGCCUGUGCCCAGCCGUGCAGCUGCAGCCGGGGCCCCAGCGUGCAGCGCGGUAAGUGGUACGGCGUCCGCUCCUACCUGCACCUCUUCUACGAGGACUGCGCCGGUGCCAGCCUGGACAACGAUGCGGACGAGCCGCCGGCCCCCCGCACCCGCCCUGCUUGGCCCUCCGUCGUCUGGAAGGUGAGUCUCUCUGCGGGGGCCCUGCUCUUGCUGCUGGGGGCUGCGGCGCUGGCCACGGGCUACCUCGUGCCCCCGAAGCUGGAGGGCAUCGGGGAGGAGGAGUUCCUGGUGCUGGACCUGCAGGCGAUGGAGCACAACCGGGCCCUGGGCACCUGCAGGCUGGCCGGCGUCGUGCUCUGCACCACGGCCGGGGUCCUCGUGGCCGCGGGCCUGCUGGCGUGCGCGCGGGGCCGGGUGCUGUGGGGCGGCUGGCGCCGGGAGGAGGAGGAGGAGGAGCAGCUGUCGCCCAUCCUGCGGGACGGCCCCCCGAAGCAGCCUGGCACUGUCCUGGCCUCCCCGGCCUCACCCUUUGGAGCCUCUUGGGUGCACGGCAUCCAGCCCAGGCGGGAGACGUGACCUCGGCAUCCCACGGGCCGCCAGACUGGAGCAACCCGUGCCCGGGGGCUGCAAGGGGAGGGGGGCCGGGAGGGGAGGUGGCCUCGACCCCCUGAUGCGGAGAGGCUUGAGAGCCUGGCCCGGGGACCC
Molecule: messenger RNA, 869 nt
Organism: Gavialis gangeticus (Gharial)
Lineage: Eukaryota; Metazoa; Chordata; Crocodylia; Gavialidae
Gene: NRSN2
Product: neurensin 2
Exons: 3
Coding region: 159-740 (193 amino acids)
Biological process (GO): nervous system development
Cellular component (GO): transport vesicle; neuron projection; neuronal cell body
Source: RefSeq, a predicted model, not a curated record